UGUGAGUUAAUGGCUCCUCCUGCAACAGACAGAGACGGAGCUGGCUCUAGCGGCGUUACGGGGGGAGGCAGGAACACGGCGGAGAAAAACGGCCAAUUGCAACCCAAAUAGCAGCGGGAUCUCUGUCGCAGUUGUCUCGCUGUAACCGGAGAGAGGCUGCCCGGGCGCUAGUGCAGGGCUGAGGGUUAAAUUUAGACGCGCGUCGGCUCAGCUCGAGGACAGCUCUGUGUUUUUAACCAGCGACCAACUCCCCAGAUGAACUCCGUCAGAGCCACCAACCGGAGACCCAGGCGAGUGUCGAGGCCGCGCCCGGUGCAGCCCGAGCGGAACAACGGGGACAGAGAUGAGGAGGCUCCUGCAGCAGCCGCAGCAGAGAUGGCUAUUGAGGAGUCUGGUCCGGGAGCUCAGAAUAGUCCCUACCAACUCAGACGCAAGACGCUGCUCCCCAAGAGGAGCGCCGCAGCCUCCGCCGCUGCCUCCUCCUGCCCCAGCAAGGGCCUGAUGGAGGGAGCAUCCACGUCCUCCACAGAGGCCUUCGGCCACCGGGCCAAGCGGGCACGCGUGUCGGGUAAGAGCCACGACUUGCCAGCAGCGCCAGCAGAACAAUAUCUGCAGCAGAAGCUCCCUGACGAGGUGGUCCUAAAGAUUUUCUCCUAUUUGCUGGAGCAAGACCUAUGCCGGGCGGCGUGCGUCUGCAAGCGCUUCAGCCAGCUCGCCAACGACCCCAUACUCUGGAAGCGUCUUUACAUGGAGGUGUUUGAGUACACGCGUCCCAUGAUGCACCCCGAGUCAGGGCGCUUCUACCAGGUCAGCCCCGAGGAGCACGAACACCCCAACCCCUGGAAGGAGAGCUUCCAACAAUUGUACAAAGGUGCCCACGUCAAGCCGGGCUUCGCCGAGCACUUCUACAGCAACCCGGGCAGGUACAAGGGCAGGGAGAACAUGCUGUACUACGACACCAUCGAGGAUGCCCUGGGCGGGGUGCAGGAAGCCCACUUUGAGGGCCUAAUUUUUGUCCACUCGGGCAUCUACACGGACGAGUGGAUCUACAUCGAGUCUCCCAUUACUAUGAUUGGCGCAGCGCCCGGUAAAGUGGCGGACAAGGUGGUGAUAGAGAACACCAGAGACUCGACAUUUGUCUUUAUGGAGGGCUCGGAGGACGCGUACGUCGGCUACAUGACCAUAAAGUUCAACCCCGACGACAAGUCGGCGCAGCACCACAACGCGCAUCACUGUCUGGAGAUCACAGUCAACUGCAGUCCCAACAUCGACCACUGCAUCAUCCGCUCCACGUGCACAGUGGGUUCGGCCGUGUGCGUGAGCGGCCAGGGAGCGUGCCCGACCAUCAAGCACUGUAACAUCAGCGACUGCGAAAACGUGGGCCUGUACAUCACGGAUCACGCGCAGGGCAUUUAUGAAGACAACGAGAUUAGCAACAACGCACUGGCGGGCAUUUGGGUGAAGAACCACGGCAACCCCAUCAUCAGACGCAACCACAUCCACCACGGGAGAGACGUGGGCGUCUUCACGUUCGAUCACGGCAUGGGCUACUUUGAGAACUGCAACAUUCACCGGAACCGCAUCGCCGGCUUCGAGGUGAAGGCGUACGCCAACCCCACGGUGGUGCGCUGCGAGAUCCACCACGGCCAGACGGGCGGAAUCUACGUGCACGAGAAGGGGCGGGGACAGUUUAUCGAGAACAAGAUCUACGCUAACAACUUUGCCGGCGUGUGGAUCACAUCCAACAGUGACCCCACGAUACGAGGCAACGCCAUCUUUAAUGGCAACCAGGGAGGCGUGUACAUAUUUGGCGACGGGCGGGGUUUGAUAGAGAGCAACGACAUCUACGGCAACGCCCUGGCGGGAAUCCAAAUCCGCACCAAUAGCUGCCCCAUCGUGCGCCACAACAAGAUCCACGACGGACAGCACGGCGGCAUCUACGUGCACGAAAAGGGCCAAGGGGUGAUCGAGGAGAACGAGGUGUACAGCAACACGCUGGCCGGCGUCUGGGUGACCACGGGGAGCACCCCCGUCUUGCGCAAGAACCGCAUCCACAGCGGCAAACAGGUGGGCGUGUAUUUCUAUGACAACGGCCACGGCGUGCUAGAGGACAACGACAUCUACAAUCACAUGUACUCCGGUGUCCAAAUAAGGACGGGCAGCAACCCAAAGAUCCGGCGCAACAAGAUCUGGGGCGGACAAAAUGGCGGUAUUUUGGUCUACAACUCAGGUCUGGGCUUCAUCGAGGACAACGAGAUCUUCGACAACGCCAUGGCGGGCGUGUGGAUCAAGACGGACAGCAACCCCACGCUGAGGCGCAACAAGAUACACGACGGCAGAGACGGCGGCAUUUGCAUCUUCAACGGAGGGAGAGGUCUGCUGGAGGAGAACGACAUCUUCCGCAACGCUCAGGCAGGCGUUCUGAUCAGCACAAACAGUCACCCCAUCCUGCGCAAGAACCGCAUCUUUGACGGCUUCGCCGCAGGUAUCGAGAUCACCAACCACGCCACCGCCACCCUAGAGGGCAACCAGAUCUUCAACAAUCGAUUCGGGGGUCUUUUUCUGGCGUCGGGCGUCAACGUCACCAUGAAAGACAAUAAGAUCAACAACAACCAGGACGCCAUCGAGAAAGCGGUGAGCCGAGGACAGUGCCUGUACAAGAUCUCCAGCUACACCAGCUACCCCAUGCACGACUUCUACAGGUGUCACACUUGCAACACGACAGACAGGAACGCCAUCUGCGUCAACUGCAUCAAGAAAUGCCACCAAGGACACGACGUGGAGUUUAUACGGCACGAUAGGUUUUUCUGCGAUUGCGGCGCGGGCACAUUGUCCAACCCGUGCACGCUGGCGGGCGAGCCCACGCACGACACGGACACUCUGUACGAUUCUGCGCCGCCUAUCGAGUCCAACACGCUGCAGCAUAAUUGAACAAGAGCGACGGGACUGGCGGCAUGAUAUCGCGCACACAUACACGCAGAAUUGCCCCCCCCCCCCACCACCAACAUCACCACACCCCCUCCCCUUGCACCCGACCCCAUAGAGACGCUAAGAUGUGCGGUGCAGAAGGUGAGGAAGCGCAGGCAAAGCUCCACUAGGGGGAGGCAGAGGAAAGACUGAAGCGAUUCCUCAGUGUGUAUGUGAUUUUUGUGUGGUGUGGAGCACUUCUGCUUUUUUUUUUAAGAAAAGGAAAAAAAGGAUGUGGAAAAAAAAAGACAUUAUGAUCAGUGGAUUUUAAUUCAAUGCUUUAUCAUGUAGUUUUGUAUUUCCAAGCAAAAAGCUGACUGUAUUUGAAUGUCUUUUAUUUUAUUAUAUAUUAUAAUUAUUAUUUCUUUGGUUAGCGUCCUGUCCCGUCUCAUCCCUGUCUAAGCGGCUGCAGACGCUCCCUGGCGAGCCAGUGCGCAAGUUCUUUCUGUGAAAGAGAAUCUGGUUUAAACACUAAAGAACCCUCUCUGUGUUUGGGCUUGAUUGACAGGUGGGGCCACUCCGCCCACUCUUGUACAAAUGUGUCUAACGUGUGUGUGCGUGUGUACAGUUUGAUGCGGUCAGUGUUUUGUGGAGAGGGUUCCAAUAGGAUGUGUCGGAGCUCUUUUUUUUUUUUUUUAAACUGGACCCCCAUGAGUUGAUCUGCAGCCCCCACCCUUCCUCCUUGAAUCGCCCCCCCCAAGUGUAUCGUGGUGACUGUGGCUCCUCAUGCAGCCUGAAUCGUAUGCAUGUACCAUAACAUCUAGACUUAAUAUAUUGUGAAGUAUUCAAUAACCAUUAUGUAGAUGCUAGUUGGAUUUUUUUUUUUAAAAAAAGGGGGGGUAUACUUUUUUCCUUCUUUCUUUGGAAGGUAAAACAAAAAA
Molecule: messenger RNA, 3848 nt
Organism: Syngnathus acus (greater pipefish)
Lineage: Eukaryota; Metazoa; Chordata; Actinopteri; Syngnathiformes; Syngnathidae
Gene: fbxo11b
Product: F-box protein 11b
Exons: 21
Coding region: 256-2931 (891 amino acids)
Biological process (GO): regulation of apoptotic process; protein ubiquitination; ubiquitin-dependent protein catabolic process
Molecular function (GO): zinc ion binding; protein binding
Source: RefSeq, a predicted model, not a curated record